Molecule: messenger RNA, 4508 nt
Organism: Nannospalax galili (Upper Galilee mountains blind mole rat)
Lineage: Eukaryota; Metazoa; Chordata; Mammalia; Rodentia; Spalacidae
Gene: Tmem44
Product: transmembrane protein 44
Exons: 11
Coding region: 894-2210 (438 amino acids)
Source: RefSeq, a predicted model, not a curated record
CCAGCCCAGCGCCCGCGCUCUGGAGCUGGGACUACCUGGACCGCUGCUUCGCCCACCACCGCGUCUGCAUCUCCUUUGGACUGUGGAUCUGCGCCUCCAGCUGCUGGAUCGCCGCCCACGCGCUGUAAUGGAGCCGGAACCCGCGACGCGAGGGGUCACCGGGGGAGAUGGGGCGCUACCCGCUGCUGCCCCUCCUAGAAACCUAGAGGAAGGGGCACAAAGGGGGCUUGCAUUGAGGCAGCACAAGUCUGGAGUCAAAUCUGGCAUUUCUCUGUGCACUGGAGUGGGGUCCUUCUUUCUAGAUUCCGCACACAGGGAACCUGGGCUGUGAGCCAAGAGGAGGCUGGGUGGUGCAGUGGAUGUGACUUCAGACUAGGUUUUAUUGUCAGCCAUUCCCUGCUGACUGGUGGUGUGGGCUGGGCAAGGUGUAAGCACCCUUGGGCCUCCUGUGAAUGAGGAUAUACCUCCUAAAAUAAGUAUGAGGAUUAAAUGAGGCACUACAGGCAAAGCAGUGUUAAACACCAUUAUCGCUCUAGCUUUGCCACUAACCCUUAGGGACCUUGGCAAGUCCCUUGAUGUUUCUAGUCUCAAUUUACCCAAAGCCAUCUUAGCUGGAAAGAGGUGUGAGAGUGAAGAUCUGACUUGGACCAUAGCCCUUGCCUUUGUCCAGCGCCUGCAGUAAGUGGUUUGACCUUUCCCUAUGGCCUGGGCUCUAAGAGUAAAGCCAGGUCUUCAGCCACCCUGUCCCAUGCACAGAAAUCCAGAGUCUGUUUCCAGAACGGUGCCAUCCAAGUAUACCUAGGCAGCAGAGAAAGGACCAGCAGCAUCCCUCCAUCCCCACUGUGGGAACUGCCUCACCUUAGCACUCAUUGGACAGUCCCUUCAGACUUUCCAUGGUGGUUCAAGAGUCUGCAGCCCCAGUGCCCAGUGACUGGAGAAGAAUAAAGACACUGUGGGCCUGGGUUGCAUUUAUCCAGGCCCUCUCUCAUUCCCUUCUCCAGCCCCUGAGUGCUCUCUACCUGAGAUCUGCAAAGAAAUGUGGACAAGACCAGUCUGCGCUGUGUGCUGGGUGCUGCCUCCUGACCAGUCUGUGUGACACCGUGGGGGCGAUCCUAGCCAGACAACUCACAAUUCAGGUCUUCACGGGUGCCUACCUAGCAGCUGUUGACUUCCUGAACUUCAUGCUGGUUCUCUUCCCUAUCUGUGGAUCCAAAUCCAAGUCCAAGUCUGGUCGACACACUCAGGACAGGAGGAGGAGGAGGCGGCUCAGAGCCCGUGUGUUUGCCCUGGCUCUACCAAUUAGCCUGGGUCCAGGCUGGGCAAUCUGGGCUGCUGUCCCUAAAGCUUCAUCCCUGGUCCGAGGGCCACAGCGAAGGCUGCUGGGAAGCCUCUUGUUGCAGGAAAACCCAGAAGUACUUGGCUACCUGCUGGGUGGUGUUGCUGCCUUUGGCUCCUGGGCAUCCCGGAUCCCCCAAUUCUUCAAAAUCUGUCGGGGAAAGUCAUUCUCCUGCAUCCACCUGUGGACUCGGCUCCUGUCAGCUCUGGCUGACCUCCUCUAUGCCUCAGCCAUUGUGGCCCAUGACCGGCAGCCUGAGUACCUGCUGCGGGCCACACCCUGGUUCCUGAUCUCACUGGGCCGAGCUGCACUGGACCUUGCUGUCAUCUUCCUGUCCUGUGUGAUGAAGUGCAGGAUGAGACGAGCCUUCAGAUUUGACGCUGAGGCCAGAGAGAGCUCCGAUACCCAAGCCCUUCUGACCUGUGCAGACAAAGAAGAAAAACAGGAGACCGGGACCAAGGACAAGAACUCAGAUUGGGUGCCUCUCACCAGCCUGUCACACUGCAGGCCACUGAGGACAAUGACGGCAAUCAGUCGAUACAUGGAGCUGACCAUCGAGCCCGUGCAGCAGGCAGGCUGCAGUGCCACCAGGCUGCCCGGUGAUGGACAGACAAGCACUGGAGAUGCUGCCCUGCAGGAGCCUCCUUCAUACCCUCCCGUUCAGGUCAUCCGGGCCCGACUGUCUUCCAGCAGCUCUGAGGAGGUCUCCUCCAUCAACUCUGACCUGGAGCAGAAGUAUUGGGAGGCCCUAAACUCGGAGCAGUGGGAUCCUGAAGAUGUCAUCCUUGAAAGGGACAAAGACAGCAUGGAGCUCCUUAGAUCCCAGAUGCACAGGGAUUCUUUGAGUCCAGUGGACUUGACCUCUGAUGGUUAACAUCUUCAGGAGCUAGUCCAUCAGCUCAAAACCCAAGGUCAUGCAUUUAUCAGUGACUAAAAGGUGUUCCCUACAGGGACACCUUUGGCAGGAGUUUAAGCUGCUACAGAAGCCUCCCAGGGAGUGAGGAACCUGGAGCUGUCACUAAGCUUGGCUGGUCUACACUACUACUCAGAAUGAAGAUAAGACUCUGGGUCCUAUGGACAGAUCUGUACAUGCCCAGUUUAUUCUGAAGAUCAGCAGGUCACAGAAUGAUCCUGCUUUGUAAAGAUAAACCUUCUUCCAAAGGACAUGGAACGUAUUCCCAUCAGAUUCAGCCAUACAUAUUUCCUGCUUAAUAUUAAGACUGAGCUCACCUAAGAGCUACUGUUUUGAUUUCAGCAGAACCUAUCCCUCCAGACUUGUCUUCAGUACAGAUGGAAAGAAGGGGUCAGCCAGCUAGGGGACCUGUGCACAUACACAAGAAUUGAAAAAAAACCUGGCUUCUGCCUGACAGUCACUAACUUAGCUGCUACAUGUUAUAUUGGAUGGCUUGGUUGGCCAAGUAUCUAUGAGACUGCUAAUACUGCAAGGCCAACAAAGCCAACUGCUCUGGCUAACAGGACUCCCUCCAGCCCAGUAAAGUAUGUGCUGAGGCAGGUCUGCAACUGAGGGGACUUGUGUGCUUCAGAAGGUAGUGGGAAGCAUGCAAAGAUAAGGACAUGAUAGGAAAAGCAGUUUCAAGUACAGGAAGCCCGUUUUAGGAUGAUUUUGCUACUGUGACUAUGAGUGAAGAGAAGAGCAGGAGCAAACACCGGAGUGAAUAAACUUCGGUUGAAUGAAUUAAAAUACCUCACAGGAGUAGGUCUAAAUCCUAGCACAAUCACAGAAGUCUGCCACAAGGGGAACUGGGAGAGAUGCCAAGAAGCACAGCUCUGCUCCCAGCUGGCCUGUAACCAUCUGUGACUCAGCUGUAGUUGCCCAGUUUCUCCUCAGGGGUGGUGCAAGUCCCAACAGUGUGAAGAAUGGGGUGCUGGUGGUAGUACGUUGGCUGCACAGGUUUCUGCAUAGAUCCCCCCCCCAGGUGACCUCUGAGCUAGAAGUGAGUUUUAACCCACUUUGUCUGCUUUGAGUCCUCUGUUCUCUUGUGAGAGUUUGCUGAAGUCAGCUUUGCUUUACAAUCUUAACCACUGAAACUGUGCUUUGAAGAAAGAGUUGAAAGGGGGAUAAGGGUGGAAUCUCAUCAAGGAAGGAGAAAUCUGACAUGGUCAGAAUGGAUGGUGCAACAUGGGUUUUGAAAGGAGGGAGCUGGAAAGGAAUUAGACUGUGGAGGCUAGGGAGUUAGUACUUGGUCUGUAGCCAUGGAAGAUUCCAGAAUAGGAAGGUGACUGAAGUAGGCCACAGAUAAUUGGUGAGUUUCUCAUCCUUGACUUUUCAUGAAGCAGGAAUGUAGUCACUGAUAAAGAAUGAAUAUGGGGCACAUGAUUAAUGCCUAUUGCUUUUUUAAAAACAGGGUCUAUAUAAGAGUUUAAGCUGACCUCAAAAAUCAUGAUUCUCCUGCUUCAGUCUUCCAAGUUCUGGGAUUAUAGGCCUGCGCCACUAUGCCUAGCCUAGUUUUCAUUUUUAGAUGGAGAAACAUGUACUCAAAGACAGUAACCAAAGUAUCAGACCCACAAAUGGAAGGUAUCCCCCAGCAACCACAGUAAAUGCUAAUCCAGGCCCUGCUUAAGCUCCUAGGAGUAGGGGGUCAUUUAUCUGCCAAAGAAAUCUGUAUAAUUUAGGGAGAGCUCUGAUUACUUGGUUUUCUUAAAAACUUAUCUAGAGGGCUGGGGGUAUGUAACUCUGUUGGUUGAAUGUUUGCCUAAUAUACAGGAAGCCCUGAGUUUUAUCACAGCAUAAACUGGGUGUGGUGCUGCAUAACUGUAAUUGGGAGGUGGAUGCAGGAGGGUCAGAAGUUCAAGGUCAUCUAUCCUCCUGGGAUACAUGAGACCCUCAAAAAACAAAAAACGCCCGUCUAGAUCUUGAAAAAGUAACGUCCUUAUCUUCCUCCAUGAGAAAACUUUUUGAGGACCAUCUGAUGACACACCAUCACAUGUUACAAUAAAGUAUGAGUUACUAGUCUACAGAGGCAUUGGGCCCAGGGCCAUGACCAGCCUCCUGUUCCCAGGUCUGACUCAGUGUACUGUCAUUUUCCUUUCUUGGUCAUAGUUUCCCUAUCUAUAAAAUGAAAGUUAAGCCAAGCAUGGUGGCUUACACUCAUUAUUCCUACACUCAGAAAGCUGGGACAGGACAACUGCCACACGUUCAAAGUCAGCCUGG